AUGGCUCCACCAGGCAUAGGGGGCAGAGUUAAACUCACACCCGUGCCCCGUUGUGACCUUGACCCCUACCGAACCUGGUUCGAACGGGUCAGCAUGCUGGUUAUCCUGCUGAACUGCGUGACGCUGGGCAUGUUUCAGCCGUGCGAGGACAUCGCCUGCGACUCCCAGCGCUGCCGGAUCUUGCAGGCCUUUGACGACUUCAUCUUCGCCUUCUUCGCUGUGGAGAUGGUGGUGAAGAUGGUUGCCUUGGGCAUCUUCGGAAAGAAGUGUUACUUGGGAGACACCUGGAACCGACUGGACUUUUUCAUCGUCAUUGCAGGGAUGCUUGAAUACUCCCUGGACCUUCAGAAUGUCAGUUUCUCUGCUGUUCGGACUGUCAGAGUGUUACGGCCUCUUCGAGCCAUUAACCGAGUUCCCAGUAUGCGAAUCCUGGUCACUUUGCUGCUAGACACCUUGCCCAUGUUGGGCAAUGUCCUCCUUCUCUGUUUCUUCGUCUUCUUCAUCUUUGGCAUUGUUGGGGUUCAGCUCUGGGCUGGGCUCCUUCGAAACCGAUGCUUCCUUCCAGAGAAUUUCAGCAUCCCUCUGAGUGUGGACCUAGAACGCUACUAUCAGACUGAGAAUGAGGACGAGAGCCCUUUCAUCUGCUCCCAACCUCGGGAGAAUGGGAUGCGUUCCUGUCGAAGCGUCCCCACGCUUCGAGGAGAAGGGGGUGGUGGCCCUCCUUGUGGCCUUGACUAUGACGCCUACAACAGCUCUAGUAAUACUACCUGUGUCAACUGGAACCAGUAUUAUACCAACUGCUCCGCUGGUGAGCACAACCCCUUCAAGGGAGCCAUCAACUUCGACAAUAUCGGCUAUGCCUGGAUCGCCAUCUUCCAGGUCAUCACGCUCGAGGGCUGGGUAGACAUCAUGUACUUUGUGAUGGAUGCUCAUUCCUUCUACAACUUCAUCUACUUCAUUCUUCUCAUCAUUGUGGGCUCCUUCUUCAUGAUCAACCUCUGCCUGGUGGUGAUUGCCACACAGUUCUCAGAGACUAAGCAGAGAGAGAGUCAGCUAAUGAAGGAGCAGCGGGUUCGAUUCCUGUCCAAUGCCAGCACGUUGGCCAGCUUCUCUGAACCGGGCAGCUGUUAUGAGGAGCUGCUCAAGUACCUGGUGUACAUUCUCCGGAAGGCUGCCCGGAGACUGGCCCAGGCCUCCAGGGUGGUAGGGGCCCGAGCUGGCCUCCUAGCCAGUCCUGGUGGCCGAGGAGUUUCUGAGACCCAGCCCGCCAGAAGCGGGAGUUGCCCCCGUUCCCGCCGUCAUCGCCCAUCCAUUCAUCACCUGGUUCACCACCACCACCAUCACCGAUCUCUGGGUUGGCAUGUGGAGCUCUCAGGGUCCCAUUGCCCAAGUGGUAAUGGUGAUGCCAACGAGACCCGUCGGCUCAUGCUGCCUCCGCCUCCUACCUGUGCCCAUCCUGGGGGGUCUCCUGGGGGUUCUGAAUCUGUCCAUAGCUUCUACCAUGCUGACUGCCACCUAGAACCCCUGCGCUGCCAAGCAGCCUCUCCCAGGUCCUCUCCUGAGGGUCCGGGUAGGAAUGCAGGUGGAGGAAAGGUAUACCCCACCAUGCACUCCAGAUCCCCACCCAAGGUGCUAAAGGAAAAGGCAUUGGUGGAGGCAACCCCUGUCUCUGGGCCCCCCACUCUCACCAACCUCAACAUCCCACCUGGACCUUACAGUUCCAUGCACAAGCUGCUGGAGACACAAAGCACAGGUUCCUGUCAAGGCUCCUGCAGGAUUUCCAGCCCCUGUGGGAAGGCAGAUAAUGGGGCCUCUGGCCCAGAUAACUGUCCCUACUGUACUCCAACACAGGCGGGAGAAGCUGAGCUGAUGGACCCAGAGCUGCUUGACUCAGAUAGUGAGGGCAUCUAUGAGUUCACACAGGAUACCCAGCAUGGUGACCACCGGGACCCCCACUGGGGGGCAAGCCAGGGCCAGGGCCAAGAGCCCAGCACCUUGAUGGCCUUCUGGACGCUGGUCUGUGAGACUUUUCGGAAGAUUGUGGACAGCAAAUACUUUGGCCGUGGGAUUAUGAUAGCUAUCCUUAUCAAUACCCUCAGCAUGGGCAUCGAGUAUCAUGAACAG
Molecule: messenger RNA, 2124 nt
Organism: Vombatus ursinus (common wombat)
Lineage: Eukaryota; Metazoa; Chordata; Mammalia; Diprotodontia; Vombatidae
Product: voltage-dependent T-type calcium channel subunit alpha-1G-like
Exons: 9
Biological process (GO): calcium ion transmembrane transport; sodium ion transmembrane transport; neuronal action potential
Cellular component (GO): voltage-gated calcium channel complex; voltage-gated sodium channel complex; neuron projection
Molecular function (GO): voltage-gated sodium channel activity; low voltage-gated calcium channel activity
Source: RefSeq, a predicted model, not a curated record